Molecule: messenger RNA, 1077 nt
Organism: Dovyalis caffra
Lineage: Eukaryota; Viridiplantae; Streptophyta; Magnoliopsida; Malpighiales; Salicaceae
Source: the annotation of a GenBank genome assembly
AUGAAACCGAUUCAACCACCACCACCACAAUCCCCCUCCCCCACCAAUCGUCACACCAGCAACAGCAGACAGCGUCGCCGCCCUGACCUAACCCUCCCUCUCCCUCAACGCGACCCUCAGCUCGCUGUUCCCCUCCCUCUCCCUCCCUCCAGCGGCUCAAACUCCUCAUCCUCCUCGUCAUACUCCGCCUCUGCAGCUCGUGCUCAACUCAGCUUCUCUGAACUCGACCGAAGUAACCGAAUCGGAAGCGGCAGCGGAGGCACCGUCUACAAAGUCGUCCACCGUCCGAGCAGCCGCCUCUACGCUCUCAAAGUCAUCUACGGCAACCACGAUGACUCCACUCGCAACCAGAUCUGCCGUGAGAUCGAGAUCCUCCGCGACGUUAACCACCCUAACGUCGUUAAAUGCCACGACAUGUUCGAUCACAACGGAGAGAUCCAGGUCCUUCUAGAGUUCAUGGACGGCGGUUCCUUAGAAGGGAUCCACAUAAACAACGAGGCGUAUCUAUCCGACGUGGCACGGCAGAUAUUAAACGGCAUCGCAUACUUACACAAAAGGAAAAUUGUGCACAGAGACAUUAAGCCCAGUAAUCUCUUAAUUAAUUCUCAAAAGAACGUUAAGAUAGCUGAUUUUGGGGUUAGCAGAAUACUAGCACAAACAAUGGAUCCUUGCAAUAGCUCAGUAGGAACAAUUGCUUACAUGAGCCCAGAAAGGAUAAAUACUGAUUUGAAUCAAGGAUUGUAUGAUGGGUAUGCAGGGGAUAUAUGGAGUUUAGGGGUUAGCAUUUUGGAGUUUUAUUUAGGGAGGUUUCCCUUUGGGGUAGGAAGACAAGGGGAUUGGGCGAGUUUAAUGUGUGCAAUUUGUAUGUCACAACCACCCCAAGCACCCGCGAAUGCGUCCAGGGAGUUUAGGAAUUUUAUUGCUUGUUGUCUGCAGAGGGAACCGGCCAGGAGGUGGACUGCGAAUCAGUUGUUGCAGCAUCCGUUUAUUGUGAGAAGAGGUGGAGGUGGAGAGGGUGGUGGUGGUAAUGGUACUCACAGUUUGAUGUUGCCGCCGCCUCCUAGGCCAAUUGCUUAG